Messenger RNA from Abrus precatorius (Indian licorice), 1987 nucleotides. RefSeq names its product U3 small nucleolar RNA-associated protein 18 homolog. Lineage: Eukaryota; Viridiplantae; Streptophyta; Magnoliopsida; Fabales; Fabaceae. The coding region runs from base 84 to 1751 and encodes 555 amino acids. Gene Ontology annotation, molecular function: protein binding. Gene Ontology annotation, cellular component: small-subunit processome; Pwp2p-containing subcomplex of 90S preribosome. The transcript is spliced from 2 exons. The record is from RefSeq and is a predicted model, not a curated record. Gene Ontology annotation, biological process: rRNA processing.
ACGCCUCCGUCGUCCCGCUCUCACUCCCUCGCCCUCCACCGGCGCGUCGAGUUCGAAACCAUUCAAAGGUUGGCUUGUGAAAGAUGAGUUUGAUAUCUCAAAAUGCUCGCCCUAAAAACGAGGUUAACAAGACUAAGAGGGAGGUUGAAGAUGAUGUUGAGAACAAUAAUGAUACUCUGAAAGUGAAGAAGAGGAAACGAGAAGACAAGGGGGAACAGGUUGUAAUGGAACAAGUGAAGGAAAUGAAGAAACUUGAGAACUUUUUGUUUGGCUCUCUCUAUUCCCCUGUUGAGUUUGGAAAGGAGGAUAAUGAAGUGGAAGUUGGGAAUAAUGCAGCAAAGGUUUCUGAUUUAUUUUUCACUGACCGUUCUGCAGAUAGUGUUCUCCCUGUUUACCAGGAAGAUGGGGAGUUGUUUGAGGGAAAUCAUGAUGAUGAUGAUGAUGACCAGGCUAUGCAAAGGAAACCCGUGUGGGUGGACGAUGAAGAAGAAAAUGCCACUGUUAACAUAGCCAAGGUUAAUAGGUUAAGGAAGUUGAGGAAAGGAGAGGAUGAGAAUUUGAUCUCUGGUUCGGAGUAUGUGUCAAGAUUGAGGGCUCAGCAUGUUAAACUCAACCCGGGAACUGAAUGGGCGCAGCUUGAUUCGAGGUUGAGAAAAGAUGGAUCUUCUGACGAUGAGUUAACGGAUGAAGAAAAUGAAGCUGUUGUGGGUCGUGGUUAUGAGGAUGUGGAUGAUAUUCUCAGGACAAAUGAAGACCUGGUUGUGAAGAGGAGCUCAAAAUUGUUGCCUGGACUUCUUGAGUACUCUAGACUUGUGGAUGCAAAUAUUCAGGAUCCUUCUAAUGGGCCGGUGAAUUCGGUUCAAUUCCAUCGCAAUGCACAGCUGCUUCUUGCUGCAGGAUUGGACCGGAAGCUUAGGCUUUUUCAAAUUGAUGGCAAGCGAAACACCAAAAUUCAGAACAUUUUCCUUGAAGAUUGCCCCAUUCGAAAAGCAUCAUUCUUGCCAGAUGGGUCUCAGAUUAUACUAUCUGGAAGAAGAAAGUUUUUUUAUAGUUUUGAUUUAGUUAAGGCUAGAGUUGAUAAAGUAGGUCCUCUGGUUGGUAGGGAAGAGAAGAGUUUGGAGGUUUUUGAGGUGUCCUCUGAUUCUCAAAUGAUAGCUUUUGCAGGUAAUGAAGGUUACAUUUUAUUGGUUUCAGCAAAAACUAAGCAAUUAGUUGGUACUCUAAAGAUGAAUGGAACAAUCCGUUCCUUAGCUUUUGCUGAGAAUGGACAACAUCUAUUGAGUGAAGGUGGUGAUGGCCAGGUUUACCACUGGGAUCUGAGAACAAGGACUUGCAUACAUAAAGGUGUAGAUGAAGGUUGCAUAAAUGGCACAGCUCUCUGUACCUCACCAAGUGGGACUCAUUUUGCAGCUGGUUCAAACAGUGGAAUUGUGAAUAUUUACAAUAGAGAGGACUUUCUUGGGGGCAAGAGAAAGCCUAUCAAGACCAUAGAGAAUUUGACUACAAAAGUUGAUUUUAUGAAAUUUAAUCACGACUCUCAAAUAUUAGCAAUUUGUUCAGGCAUGAAGAAGAGCAGUUUAAAAUUAAUACAUGUUCCAUCGUACACUGUGUUCUCCAACUGGCCUCCGCCAAAUAUGAGCCUGCAUUACCCCCGCUGUAUUGAUUUUAGUCCAGGUGGUGGUUUCAUGGCUGUGGGAAACGCUUCUGGCAAAGUGUUAUUGUAUAAGUUGCACCAUUACCAGCAUGCCUAGUGAAGACUUGAAAUACUAGCAUGGUUUGAGAGUUUUGUUAGUGUAUUUUUCUUGUUCAUUUGGAAAAUUUUGAGACUUUAUUUGUAUUUUAUCGUUAAUCAUUAAUUACUGAAGCUUCAUAUGUUUUUUAGAAGUAAAAUGUAACCUAUCUUCAUGUAUUUUUUUCCAUCAAUUUUAUUGGGCUUCAACUUUCUUUUUUCCUUUGAAUUUUUUUAAUAAUAUUUCAAAUUAAUCCC